UUCCUGCUACGUCACGUCUGGAGCGCGGCUCAGAGAUGUCUGAGAGGAGGGAGUCGGGAGACGAGAGGCCCUCGCAGGAGAGUCCCCGGACGGCCCCGGUGACCAUCAGCGAUGUGCAGGAGCUGGUGCGGCGGAAGGAUGAGAUCGAGGCGCAGAUCAAGGCCUACUACGAAGUGCUGGAGGACCAAAAAGGAGUUGGGAUGAAUGAGCCUCUGGUCGACGUUGAGGGAUAUCCUCGAGCAGAUGUGGAUGUGUAUCAAGUCCGUACGGCGAGGCACAACAUUAUCUGUCUGCAGAAUGACCACAAAGCCCUGAUGAAGCAGGUAGAAGAAGCCUUGCACCAGCUCCAUGCCAGUGGGAAAGAGAAGCAAGCAAGGGACGCAGCCGAGGCGCAGAAUGAGGCCUUGAGCCAAGGCCAGGGCCUGAGCCACAGUCCCCCUCAGCCCUUUGCUAAAGUGAACAGCAUCAGCCCGGGCUCUCCUGCCAGCAACUCGGGUCUCCAAGUGGAUGAUGAGAUUGUGGAGUUUGGCUCAGUGAAUGCCCACAACUUCCAGAAUCUGCAGAACAUUGGAACAGUGGUCCAGCACAGUGAAGGACAUCCAUUGAAUGUGGUAGUUUUCCGGAGAGGCGAGAGGCUCCAGCUGAGGCUUGUCCCUAUGCGCUGGGCUGGGAAAGGACUGCUGGGCUGCAAUAUUAUUCCCUUGCAAAGAUGAUUGCCCAUCGGAACUAUGACAGAGAAGGCCCUCCCCCUUCCCAUCCCCUGAACCCGGAGGUGGCUGGGAUUUCCCUUCUUCAGCUCCUGCUGGGAACUUAAGGAUUUGCAAUGGCUUUGGAAGGGUGAACUCUCCAUCGGGUGUUGGGGAUGCACUACCAACAGGGGUUUUGACCAACAGUCUGCCUAGAUUAAGGCUUGGUUAAAACUUCACAUUUGUUUAGCAUCUCCUUCAAAUUAUGUCUUGGUCUUUAAUGGAAAUGAUUUUUGCUUUUGGAUGAGUGGGUAGGAAUCUAAUUUGACAGUAUUUUUACCCUUUUAGACAUGCUUUAAUUUUUUUUUUUUAAUUUGGAUAAGGAGAUUUGAUUAGCAGUGUGCUGCUUUGCUGUCCUGAUACACACACACACACACACACACACACACACACACACACACAGAGUCCAUUUAAACCAAAGUGUGCGAGGUCAGAGUCUUCCCAUAGAAACUCGUACACAAAAAGCUGCCAGUGGAGUUGAGCUGAGCUGUCCAGGCAUUUCUAAAGUUGUAACUUGACUCUUAUUUCCUUAUAUCAUCUCUUACUAGGUUGGGUCUACUGACCAGAGUAUAAUGAUGUUUAAGCUUAGGGGAGCUAACUUAUCUGGAGCUUGGAUGGCUGGGCGGUGAUAUGGUAAAUCUGGAAUGUCUCUCUGCAACCUCAAAACAGUCUGUAACCACGGACCAAUCAAUACUGCUCAGUCUAAUUGGGAGAUGCAAGUCUUCUGCUUCCACAAGGGGGCAGCAAGGGCCCUACUUCUGAUGUCUGGGUCGGAGGAACCCUCUCCCCCGCCCCCAAUUAUCCGUGUCUGGCCCCCAAUUAUCCGUGUCUGGUCCAGCACCUUCUCUUAAGUUGUAAGAUAGAAAUUGUGAAAGUGGACGCUGACAUUAACCGAUGGGAACUUUCAGAGUUUUUUAGGGUUGGACACUUUCUAAGAGUUUGGAGUUUUUAAACAUGCACUCUAAUAAAUAUCAGUGAUUUCAAGUUACUGCCUGACAUCCUUGUAGCUAUUCUGCUUCUUUCAGGUGUAGGAUUUGGAGAUCUGUUUCCUACUGAAAGAAAAGACGGCUAAACUGAGAUGUGCAGAGCCAUUGUUCACUGUUGGACGAAUUUAUUAGGUGCCUGAAAUGUCGUCCUUCACUGAUGAGAGGGUGCAGACCCAGGGGUGGUGCUGGGUGGUGCCAUUUUAGUCUUCAUACUCAAGCGGAAGCCUUACUGUUCAGCAUCUUUCCCCAUAUGGAGAAAUUGGGCCCCAACUGUGUUCCCUCCAUGGCCAAUCUUUUAUUGUAACUGUAGAAAUAUUGUGCUUACUAGCGUUUGCUGUUUGAAUGACAAGCAUUCUCACUACUCAAGUGUUUUCGGACCUCUUCUCCUGACAUCCCAGACAGUUUAAUAAACACGGCCUGUGCCAUCCCGGUG
Molecule: messenger RNA, 2165 nt
Organism: Vombatus ursinus (common wombat)
Lineage: Eukaryota; Metazoa; Chordata; Mammalia; Diprotodontia; Vombatidae
Gene: PSMD9
Product: proteasome 26S subunit, non-ATPase 9
Exons: 6
Coding region: 36-713 (225 amino acids)
Biological process (GO): proteasome regulatory particle assembly
Cellular component (GO): cytoplasm; nucleus
Molecular function (GO): protein binding
Source: RefSeq, a predicted model, not a curated record